CUUGAUUCUCGGUGGCCAAUUUGCUCGAGCGGUAGCCUCUCUCUGCGGGUCUAACUUUAGAAGUAUUCCCGAAAUAACCACUGAGUGCGUCGGCAGCUCCCUUUCCGUCAGCGCGCAGUGCAGAGGGAGAACGCCGUGACAUUUUUUUCCCGAAUCACAUCGCAAGUCUGCCGUGUACUCGCAGUAGCGGUCGAAUUGCCGCGACGUUGUAUUUGCUUGUGUUUAACUAUUGAGAUACAUAAAAAAAGUCUCGCUGUUAGAGGUCUUCGCAUGCCGUAAUAAUGAACGAGAAGAACAACGACAACAUUAAGGCCGAAGGGCCUGAAAUGGAGAGGAAAGAGAACGAGGGGGAGUGUAGCACCAGAAAACGUACAAAAGAAGAUAGAUCCAAGAAGAAGGAUGACAAGAGGCCAGCAGAACAGUAUUCGAAAAUUCUUAGUCAUGUCUCGACUCCAGAAGAAAAGUUAGAUGUAAUAUGUAAAAAGUAUUCACAGGCAGUUGACGAGAAUCGAAGACUGUCAUUGGCAUUAAAACACUCAGAAAAGAAAGUGGAAUUGCUCCUGCGAGAGAGGGAGCAGCUUCAAAUUGAACGUAGCAAAAGUAUCAUGACGAGAAAAAGAUUGGAGAACCUCUGUCGAGAAUUACAGAAGCAGAAUAAGAUAGUGAAAAAUGAGAGUUUGCAGAGGGUCAAAGAACAAGAAGAGAUCAGGAAAGACCUGUCGGAAAAGUUUCAAGGUGGCCUGGCACAAAUAACCACUCUCAUGAACCAGAACAUUGAGAAGAAUGCCAAGAUGUACGAGGAAAAUCUUGAAAUAAAUAAGAAAUUCAAAGCAGUCUAUGAGCAAGUGGAGCAGAAGGAGCAGCAAUUGCUGAAGGUACAUCAACAGAUGAAAUUAGACUUGCAAGUAGCUGACGCUAAGCUGGCCAAGGUGAAAAUGGAAGCCACCGCUGAGAAGGAAGCGUUGCUGAAAGAGAAGCAGCAACUCCUACUGAAAAUGACAGAAUAUCAGACUCAAAUCAGGGAACUUCAAGCCACUGAAGUGGGGUUGCGAAGUGAGAUCAGCAUGUAUACUGACAAGUACGAUGAAUUUCAAAACGCACUCAAUCGAAGCAACAAGAUCUAUGGCGAGUUCAACGUAGAAAUGGAGAAAAUGACGAAAAAGUUGUACGCGCUGGAGAAGGAAACGAGUUUGUGGAAGCAACGUUGGGCUAAUAGUCACGACGCGUUGCUGGCGAUGGCGGCUGACAAGCAGUCGAGAGACGGGGAGAUUGCGAUGCUUAGCAAAAAGUUAACCUUGCUGCAGGACCUGUGCAAGAUGUUUCAGUGCGAAAGGACGAAACUUCUAGCACAGUUGAAGACGCAGAGCAACAAAGCGCCUUCGCCGGAACCAGCUAGCACACCAGCAUUGGAAUCGCAGGAAGUUGUCAAAUAUAUGAAACAGAUGGACGAGUUACCGAACUUGGAGAACACUUUUGAGCAGCUACAAGCCUCGCUGGCGGAUGUUUCGGAAACUAUGCGAAAAAGUUCCGACGUAAGCUCCAAGGUAGCCUCAGCGAACGGUACCACGGAAGCAGAACAGAAGCCGGAGACAGCAGAAACCGAAUUACAUGAGAAGAAUGCCGAACGAUUACAGACUACGCCCGAAAACUCUACUGAAGACCCGAGCGAAGACUGUGCUUCAUCCACUCUAAAUGGGGAUACAACAAAACCAACCUCCUACGACAGUUUUGUCACGUUAGAUUACACGGUAGAAGCGCAGGAGGUUGAAGAACAAGUGGACGGCCAGGAAUCGUUUAAUACAAGUAAAAAAAAGACGACGGCGGUCAGCAAUAAUGAAUCAGAUGAGUCCUCCAACCAAUCGGUAGAGUCUUUACCGAAAUGUGAAGAAGUAAAAAAAGAUUCCCAUAAACUGACGGAAUUAUCGAAGACUGAUGAAACAAAUGAAGAGGCUAACGAGGAGAUGAAACUACUGGAAAACGUGGAAACGAACGAUCAGUCGGACGUUGCAGAGGAAAAAGCGUACGAAAAUAUUGAAGAGGCCAACGGUGAGACGACAAUUGAAGAGUCUGACGAAAUUCCUCAGGAAUUGUCUGCAUUUGAACUUGAGGCUCUUGAAUUUCUAGGAUCUAUGUUACCACAGAGAGAAUUCUCAAUUAAAGAGACGGAUUGUGUGAUGUUGUUAUGUGAUGUUGCGAGUAAUCACUUGGAAGAGCAAUCGGAAUGUCAAAUCAUCGAAAAUACAAGCAGCAAUAACAAAACGCAUGAAAAUGCAGUAUGCGAGGAUGUAGAAGCGGGCAAAUACAUGGUGUGUGCAAAUUCAAGCGUCGUUUGUAAUGAGAUCGUAUCGGAAGAUUGCACGCAAAAUAAUCCAGUCGCGGCAGUCGAAGGCAAUAUUGAAUCCAUAGUUGAAACUAAUAAUAAUAACGAAUCUGCGACUGAGUCUAUUAGCACGUUAGUUAAAAAUACUUCCGAGGUCUCCAAGACCGCUGAUGUAGUAGCUGCGGCUGAAGACACAACCUUGGUAGCCCAGAAGAAAUCCGAAGCCGUAGCCGAAACUGUUAAUGAAGUAGUCGAAAGUAGUUUCGAGUUAACCGACAAUACUAUCGAUACUUGUGUCGCUAAAGACGUAUUGUCAGUAGAUGAAGAAAAUAUUUGUAAACUCGCAACAGAGGCUACCUGUAUACUUGCAACGAAGAACGUUGCUUCGUCGAAGGAAGCGCCGACGGAAGCGUUGACAUCAGAGAGCAAUUGUGCAGAGGAAAAGAUCAGCAAACCGACGUCGAUAAAGAAGAGAAGAAGGAAAUGAAACCACACACACAAGGCAUCGGCGCAAUUUCGUUCCUUGCCGCGUAAACCGGAUGUGACAUAGAGGCAUGAAGAUUGUAUAGCUGAAAAACCAAUCAAAACUAGAUCUUUCCUUGUUUCGUAAUAGAACAUCCAGCUCUGUAGUGAGAGACGGGACGCGGGGACACGAAAACAUUUAAAGACUUUAUUAGGGAUUUUUCACGCUCUGCACAUGUGCAUAAAAAUAUUUAAAGAUUCCUACAUUAAAUCGAUGUCAUUUACACAUCACUAGUCUUCGAGUGCAUACACAUUGAAUACGCCCGAUCCUAUUCCCAUUAAAAAAAUGGAGCGGUUUCCGUCGUUUCGCUCGUUCCUAUCGUUCCUCCUACGAGGUUCAUUAAUCCGCCCGAAUGCACGUCGGUCGAGAUUUUUGUAACUUUUAUUAGUCAUUACUCAUACAGGUAUCACGCACGCGCCGAUGUUACAAGAAAAAAAAAAAAAAAAAA
This is a messenger RNA of Harpegnathos saltator (Jerdon's jumping ant), 3291 nucleotides long. Its product is annotated as beta-taxilin. The transcript has 4 exons. The record is from RefSeq and is a predicted model, not a curated record. The coding region runs from base 282 to 2807 and encodes 841 amino acids. Gene Ontology annotation, molecular function: syntaxin binding. Lineage: Eukaryota; Metazoa; Arthropoda; Insecta; Hymenoptera; Formicidae.